AUGGGUAUCAGCCAAUUCUCCAUAGUGGGUAUCAGCCACACGUUCAUAAGACGAGAAAAAGGAAGAGAACCGGUUGGUCCUCUGGUUGUCCGCUGUGUUGCUCGGCCCAAGUCCACGUACUUCAGCACUGGACUGCCCUUCUUCGGAACGUCUGUCAACUCGGCAAAGGUGCCCCCCGAGUCGGGACGAGUCCGCAUGGGUGCCCAUAUCCGUCAGCCUUCACUAAACAACAGCGCAAAUACAGGUGCUUCCAGAAACGCUCGAGGAAACAUCGGUGGCUUAGGGCAAGAACCGGCGGUGCCACCCUUUGUUGCGUUCAGCGCGGCUUGCCUGGCCUCGGGUGUCCUCUUCGUGGUCGCCUUCGUGCUUCAAGGAAAGGCCACACUCGAGACGACAACAUUAAAUAUCACCGAUUGGCCGACGCAACUUCAAUCUUCCCACGCCGACGACGAAAACACUGGGGAGACAACGCCCUUGGAAAUAAAGGUACCGUUCGAAGAUAUCGAAUGUGACAACGAUGACUGCACCGCUCUGUCUACAUGGCUGAGCCAAUGGAUUCGAAGAGACGCCGACCCGUGCGACGAUUUCUACGAAUACGUGUGCGGCAACAUGCUGGGACCUCCGUUGCUCAGUCAUGUGGCAAACGCGAUACUCUCGGAACUGGAAGUUCAGAUGAAAUUCCGCAGACGGAACCGGACACAUGGUGUGCGCUAUGCGGACAUCUACGACUCCCUUCCCUAUCUCAUGGUCUUCCUCUCCACGAAUUACGACAUUCACUCCUUCGUCGCCCUCAAGGAGCGUAGACCGUACCACGUGCCUGCUGACAAGCCUAAUGACUUUGUGGUGGAGAUAGCACUUGAUAAAAGGACCACUGUAUACUUGUUGGACUGGAACCCUUUCGAAGAUCCUGAGUACGGCGCCACUUAUUUUUCUGACAUACUCAAGGAGUACACGCAUCUUGAAGAACAUACGGUAGCCACUGUGGCCAGCGAGCUCCAGACAGCGAUGGGCGAAGCUCAUCGAUUCAUCUUGCCACUGAACUCUCGCUCCGCCGAACCAGGCAGGAGACGUUUGAUGACGCUAUCAGAAAUUUUCCAACGAAACAAUGGAUGCAUGUUAAAAGAAAAGUGGGAAUUUGCUCUUUGGGACCGCCUCGAUUUGAAAGGAGAGAAGCAAGACUAUCUCUACCUUGUUGACCUCCACGCCUUGGAUGUCAUUUGUUAUCUCCAAAGUGAUACCUCGAACCCAGGAAGAGCGAUGAAACUAUUCGCCUGGUUUGCCCUCUUAUAUCUGGUCUUCCCGUCUCGCUAUGCCGAUAUAUGGCGAAUAGGGAAAUUCACACCAAUAUCCACGCCUUCCAUCCCAGAGGAGAUCUGCGCACGUGCUGCUCUCAGUGGACGCUUGGGCGUAGCAGCGAGAAUGAUGCUGUACCAAUCGAGAGUGUCAUCAGAAUCCUUGGCUGCAGCGGAUCAGAUCCGACAGAGUGUUGUCUCCACGCUCGCGUCUCACCUCGCCAGCGGUUCCUCGAUUGUCAAGAGUGAUGAGGAAGCUCUUAGCGCUAUCAUCGUGACCAUGGGCUUUCCGGAUGAAACGGUCAAGUACAUUAACGAAUAUUUGCGUCAAUUCAAGUUCAACUUCGAUGCCAAUGGAUACCUGGCGUCUUUGGCAGCCGCGCGGACUGUGAAGUGGUGGCAAUUACAGUGGCUCGAUUAUGAUGCGGCAGCACGGAUGACCGAAUCGGGAGCGACAAACGCCCUGUACCAGGGCCCUCGACGUCACAUCUACCUCCCUCCCGGCCUGCUCUCUUCGCCAUUGCUUUACGCCAAAGGAUCGCCAGCCUACAAUUACGGAAUCUUUGGAAAUAUACUAGCUACGGAGCUACUGGGUCUCCUGUAUAUCUACAACAACGGGACUAUGAAGAGCGCCACGGAUCCAUACAGCAUGAUGUGGAACCAACAAGCCAGGCAUCACUUCGAGUCAAUAACUCGCUGCCUUCUUCAUCAGGAAAAAGAGCAUGCACCUUUCAGUCGGCAUUUGUGGACACGAGAGGCCCCGAAGGUCUCCCUGAUAAACCACAUCGCCACGUGGCUGUCGUACAAGGCCUAUCAAAGCAGCGCUGCAUCGACGAAGCACAGGUGGACACCCGCGUAUCUGCAAUUGACUUCGGAGCAACUUUUCUUUGUGUCUCACUGUGUGCCUUGGUGUUCGGACAAAAAGGAAGACCUCGCGGCGCGCCAGCGGUGCGUACAGCCUCUGCUGAACAUGCCAGAGUUUGCCGAGGCCUUCAGAUGCGGUUCCAACGACAGGAUGUUCAGCAGCUCUAGGUGUCCGUUUCUCUAGCGGCUCUCUUGACAAGCUGCGCCAAUGGCGAUCACUGGUGAAUCGCACUUCCAAUUUAUACUAGAGGCACCAUCGCCAUUGGCCUUAUAGAGGCACUGCGGCAGAGACUUCGGGUCGUUUCGAAGAGGUAAAUAUAUUUCAGAGCUGGUAUGAUCUAGAAUUUUUGCACUACGUUAUCAUAUUACCUUACAAAAUUAUGUUGCCUUUGCGCCAGCUGGAAAACAGCUAUGCUAAUGCUACGCAGUUGUUCUAGCGUGUCUUGGAACAUUUGUUUACUCUUACAAACAGUCAUUCCUGUUCAUUUCACCAACACGGUAGUAGUAAAUACAUCAUAUUUAUUUCCCCAAUGAACAUAUUUAGAACUAUCGCACCCAAUAAAACUUGUUUCCCAACAAGAUAAGCAUUAGCCUUUUCUUAGCCUUAUGCUACAAAAAUGUAUUUGUUCUCGCACCAAUGAUUACAAUACGAAUGAUUAUUGCACGGAGCCAACAAUAUACCUCUAGCUGACCACGAGUGCCCUGUCACUAUUCAAAAUUUUUUUUCAUCAGUAUUUACGACGGAGGAUCAGUCCACUGUACCCGAUCCCGACUACCCUUACAUGGAACCUAUUACCAUCACCGUCGAAGGUAUUUCGAGUCUAAUUACGAACCUUAAAUUAUCUACAUCUGCCGGUAUUGAUAACAUUAGCUCCAAAAUACUAAAAAACACUGUCUCCGUUUCCAGCCAAAUGUUAUUUCACAUAUUCCGACAAUCAUUAUCAUCCGGACGCCUCCCUUCUGAUUGGAAAAUUGCUAAGGUAGUGUCUGAAUUUAAGGCGGGAGAUAGAAAUUCGCCUGCUAAGUACCGUCCUAUCUCCUUAACUUGCAUUUCUUGUACAUUACUUGAACAUAUCAUCGCUUCUCAUGUCUACAGCCACCUUGAGUCCAUUAAUUGUUUUUCACUAACCAACAUGGCUGCAGGAAAGGGUUUUCAUGCGAUUCACAGUUAUUUGAACUUACAGCCGACCUACAUUAUAGCAUGAAUAACAACAAACAAUCCGAUUGCAUUUUUCUUGAUCACCCAAAAGCCUUUGAUCAUAACGCUCAUUGCGGUCUGAUCUCGAAAUUAUUUUCACUCCGGCUAGAUUCGUCAACUAUUUCUUGGCUACGGAAUUUUUUGUCUCUUCUCCAGCAGUUCACAAUUGUGAACAGUUCGUAUUCACUCCCUUGCUAUGUCAGUUCCGGUGUUCCACAAGGCAGCGUUUUAGGAGCCUUACUAUUUCUAAUAUACAUCAACGACCUGCCUACUCACAUAUCUUCUUCCAUCCGUCUUUUUGCUGACGAUUGCAGAAUAUACCGUACCAUUAAUUCAAUCGACGACCACAUCGCACUUCAAUAUGACCUCAAAAAUGUUUCUGAUUGGUGUAGUACUUGGCAAAUGCAUCUUAACGAAUCUAAGUAUAGCGUUAUCACUUUUAGCCGUAAGCAUGUCAAUUCUAAUUUGACCUACUUCCUUAACUAAUCUCAGGUCUCGGAAUCAUCUUGAUAUAAAGAUCUCUUAGUUCACCUUGUUUCUAAGCUCACGAACUUUGGGGUAUUUACGAAGAAACUUAAAACACGCCCCAACCAGCAUCCGGAAGCUUGCAUAUGCAACAUUUGUCCGGCCUCAACUAGAAUUUGCAAGCCCUGUGCGGUCGCCUCAUCAAAUAGAUCUAAUCAGUAUGCUAGAAGCCCUACAGGACAGAGCAGCACGUUUUAUUUCUUGCGAUUAUAACUAUUCUCAUAGCGUAACUGAGAUUAAAUAAAACAAUUACAUUUUCAUUUGAAACUCGCCAUUGCAUCGCACUUCUCUGUUUGUUCCACAAAUACGUUCAUGGAAAUAGGCUGUCUCCGCUACCCCUCGAAAGGCCUUUGCGCAUGUCAAAACGCCUCCAUAACAAUUUAAGUCACGCGCACAUCUGCGGUCACAUUAACGUUCAGCAGCUCUGCGCUUCCCCGUGCCAUUUCUCUGUGAAACGAUUUGUCCGAUACUAUCGCUUCCUCAACACACCAUGAUUCCUUCCGUAACCAAGUCAGCCGUCAUAUUCCCGGAAUACCCUUUUAAUCUCUUCAACGACUUAUUGUUUUCAUUGUUAGUUCUCAGUUGCAUUCUGGUUUGCAAUGCGCAUCAGUUACAUUUUGAAAGUAUGCUCUUGAAGUAUGCUUGAAGUAUGAAAGUAUGAAAGUAUGUAUCUCUUGUGUUUGAAUGCUUUGUAUUAGGAAUGUAUAAGUGCCCCUUGCAACAUAUGU
Messenger RNA from Dermacentor albipictus, 4607 nucleotides. Its product is annotated as neprilysin-11-like. Gene Ontology annotation, biological process: protein processing. Gene Ontology annotation, cellular component: plasma membrane. The record is from RefSeq and is a predicted model, not a curated record. Lineage: Eukaryota; Metazoa; Arthropoda; Arachnida; Ixodida; Ixodidae. Gene Ontology annotation, molecular function: metalloendopeptidase activity.